UACCCAAGGAAGAAAGGAAGAUAAAAAUGGUGUCCAUAAGGUUUACUAGCUUUUUACUUGGACUUUUGCUCUUGUUGAUAGCUGUAAGGGACUCUACUGCAGAUUCCCAUCAAGCUUUAAAGAAAAUGCCGGUUGCGGAAGUAAAUCCACCUCCGGAAACAGGGAUGUCAAUGACCCUUAAUAAGGAAAUUUUUGGUAAUGGUGUUCUUGCUGCUGAAGUUAAAAACACAAGGCCUGGAGGAAGGAAAAUGAUGUUAACGAGGGCCUUGGGGAAAGAAAUGGUGGAAGGAGAAGGUGGAUAUGGGGAAGCUUCACAAAUUUCAGGUGCAGCCCAUUUUGUUGGAAACUGUAAUCAUAAAAGAAGGGGAAUGUUGAAUGUAGAAGGUAAAUUCAGUAAUAGAAGUUCUCAUGCUGCAGUGAAGGUCAAAAUGGGUGGUUUUAUAGCUUUCAAUGCUGAUUAUCAUGUGCCAAGAGCUCACCCACCUAAGAAUAACUGAGGAACUGCAGUACUGAAGCCUUAUUAAGAUAGCUCUUUUCUUUCUUUCUUUCUUCUUUCAUUUUUUUCUUCUUUAAUUUUCUGUUCCUAUAGAUGUUCUAGGGGAAACAAGUGCGGAAUAUCAUACUUGUAUGUAUGCAAAUAUGCA
Messenger RNA from Vitis riparia (riverbank grape), 644 nucleotides. RefSeq lists its product as uncharacterized. Gene Ontology annotation, biological process: cell differentiation; positive regulation of gene expression; positive regulation of cell population proliferation. The transcript has 3 exons. The record is from RefSeq and is a predicted model, not a curated record. NCBI's taxonomy places the organism in Eukaryota, Viridiplantae, Streptophyta, Magnoliopsida, Vitales, Vitaceae. Bases 27 to 497 code for a protein of 156 amino acids. Gene Ontology annotation, molecular function: growth factor activity.